UUGAAAGUGGGCUGGCUCCCAGACCCUGCCCUACCUCCCCAAGCUUCACGUGCGGGGACCAGUGCUGUCCUCUGGACUUGGGCUUGGUGGGGAGGAGGCGGAGUGAGUGUGGUCUGGGGAGACUCACAUCUGCUUUGAACAGUCCCAGGACCUGCUGCUCUCAUGCCACCCUUCAGGGAGAGCAGAGCGAGGCCCUGGGGGGGCUCUCCCCCUUCCUGUGAGGCCAUCCAUCCGGGACACGUGACCAGCAACACGGGGCCUGGGCUGGGUCACACCCUGUGCAUCUGUCCGUCCAUCACACUCUGAGGACUUUAUAAGCUGUCUGCACGGCUGAGGACCAUGGGAGGCAGCGCUGGGACCCUGACCCCCACUGCCCUUCUCUACCUUGGGCUGUGUCAGGGCCUGUGGGACCAGGCAGGGACAGUGACCCUCCCCAAACCCUCCAUCUGGGCUGAUCCUGGCCCCAUGGUCACCAAGGGGAGCCCUGUGACCAUCUGGUGUCAGGCGUCUCUGCAGGCUGAUGUCUACUAUCUGUAUAAAGAGAGUGUCUAUGGAUCCUGGCCCGUGAAGACCUCACAGGAUUCCAGCAACAGGGCCAGUUUCUCCUUUGCAUCCAUAAGCUCACACAAUUCAGGGAAAUACCAGUGUGCAUAUCAGAGAAGGAAGAGCUGGUCACAGGGGAGUGACCUCCUGACCCUGGUGGUGACAGGUGUCUACAGGGAGCCGUCCCUCUCGGCCCAGCCGGGCUCCCUGGUGCAGUCUGGAGACAGCCUGACCCUCCUGUGUCGCUCAGAGACUGGCUUUGACAGAUUCGCUCUGACCAAGGAUGAGGAGCUCAGAGCUCCCCAGCGUCUAGAUGGGCAACCCAGCCCCAACUUCACCCUGGGCCCUGUGAGCCGCUCCCACGGGGGCCAGUACAGAUGCUACUGUGGACACAAGCUCUCCUCCACGUGGUCGGCACCCAGUGCCCCUCUGGACGUCCUGAUCACAGGAAUGUAUGAGAAACCGACCCUCUCAGCCCAGCCAGGGCCUUCAGUGUCCUGGGGAGAGAACGUGACUCUGCAGUGUCGCUCUGAGGUCUGGUUUGAUAGCUUCCACCUGUCCAAGGAGGGGUCCCUGGCUCCUCCCCAGGUCCUUCAUCUGCAGGACACAGCGAUACCUUACCAGGUCAAGUUCACCCUGAGUCCUGUGACCUCAGACCACGAGGGGACCUACAGGUGCUACAGCUCACACAGCAACUCUCCCUACCUGUUGUCACAGCCCAGUGACCCCCUGGAGCUCCUGGUCUCAGGUCCCCACUGGUACCUGUACGUCCUCAUCGGGGUCUCGGUGGCCUUCGUCCUGCUGCUCGGCCUCCUCGGCCUCCUCCUGGUCCGACACCGGCGUCGGGGCAAAGGCAGGAAGCCAGCAGUGUCAGCGAAGGUGUCUGAGGACAGGGGCCUGCACGGGAGGCCCGGUCCGGCCGCCACUGCCCAGGAGGAGUCCCUGUAUGCUGUCAUGGAAGACACACCGCCUGAGGAAGACAGACAGCUGGACAGCCAGUUCCAGGCUGCGGUAUCUGACGACCCUCAAGAUGUGACCUAUGCCCAGCUGAACUACUUGACCCUCACACGGGAGACAGGUGCACCCCCUUCCUCCCAACCAGGGGAGCCCCCGGAUGAGCCCAAUGCGUAUGCUUCUCUGGCCCUCCGCUAGCCCAGGAAGGACCCAGACGGCCACUCCAGGGGUCUGCAAGGCUCCCUGCAGGGAUCCUGGAAGGCACAAUAGCUGCCCACAGUGCGUGCUACCUAAGGAGCCUGGAGGCAGGACACAGACCACCAGCAACUCCUGGGACCUUGUGGAAGUUGAUUGCUUCCUGAAUUCCCAUCGUGGCACAGCUGAUCUCACUGUGCCUAGGAGGGUCCCUGAGAAACGCCAAGACCUUUAAUUACCUAGUGGCAACCUUGUGGUGUCAGGGGGAACCCAGCACUAAGCUGCAAGAACUGGGGACCUUCUGGAGGCUUUGCAGUACCCACUGCCAUCACACUGAAGCUGGGCACUUUCAACUGACCUCAGAGCCCAAGGCCUCAAAAGAUCACUCAUGAGCAAUGCUGCAGCCCGAGGGGUUGCUCAAUGCCAGGGCUUCCGGUUUCAUUGAGACCAAGCCCCUUCCUCUGCCAGGUGCAGCUCUCAACAAGGCAGAGAAAAGGGAAGCUGCUCUCCCUCCUUUGUGUUCAGAAACUCCAGAUGCAGGGGGAGGGGAGCAGGGUGCCUCAGCUGCCCCUUUCCAAUCACACCAGUAAGCUUUAAACCAGCUUGCCCUUCCUGUUCAGUGCUCCCCAGCACCUGCAACCCAAGGUUCAGCAUUCAGCUCCUGCCAACCUUAACCCUGACUUCUUUUUGCCAGGGUCAAGGUUCAAAGGGCUAGGGACACUGGGCUGACCCUCCAUUUGCUACUUCCUCUGCCUGGAAAGGAAUCUCUCCACCCCCAUGCCAACAGCUGGCUUGAGAACUUCCCCUAACACCGGUGUCCCCGCUGAAAUAACUGGUGUAUGUUUGUGCUGCUCACGAUUGCACCCCUGCCCCAAGCAGCAAGGACACCAGCUGGU
Zalophus californianus (California sea lion) is the source of this 2588-nucleotide messenger RNA. Its product is annotated as leukocyte immunoglobulin-like receptor subfamily B member 3. The coding region runs from base 340 to 1695 and encodes 451 amino acids. Lineage: Eukaryota; Metazoa; Chordata; Mammalia; Carnivora; Otariidae. The record is from RefSeq and is a predicted model, not a curated record. The transcript has 10 exons.